This is a messenger RNA of Macrobrachium nipponense, 555 nucleotides long. RefSeq names its product neuropeptide-like protein 31. Bases 44 to 271 code for a protein of 75 amino acids. The record is from RefSeq and is a predicted model, not a curated record. Lineage: Eukaryota; Metazoa; Arthropoda; Malacostraca; Decapoda; Palaemonidae. The transcript has 3 exons.
ACAGUUCAGCUUCUGACGCAGAACAAAAACUACUACUCUCAAGAUGGUGUCCAAAGUGGUGUUCUUUGCCCUCCUCCUGACCUGUGUCGUCGCCAUGACCUUGGCUGGCCCAGUGCCCGAACCGGAACCAGGCUACGGCUAUGGUGGAUAUGGCGGUUUCGGUGGAUUCGGCGGCUUUGGUCGUGGCGGAUAUGGCGGUUAUGGUGGCUACGGAGGUUAUGGUGGUCAUGGUGGCUAUGGUGGCUAUGGAUGGUCAGGCUAUGGAAAAUGAAGAAACUUCUGCCGAACCUUUCUUCCCUUUUGGAGAGAACGAUGAUGGUAACCAGAUCACCAAUCCUCCUUCGUUAGAACAUCGAAUGAUUUGGAUAAAGAUCAUAUAUCUUUUAAGACAUCUAUAUCUUCAUCUAAUUUUAUUUCUGUGAAUUAAUGUUCGAGUUCUCGGAUAUUGGCAAUGUCAUCCGUAUCCGUAGACGUAUCUGUGCUUCCGUCAAUAAAAAAAGAUUUUUUGUGAUAAAACUGAAGAUAUUAAAGAGGAAAAAUAAAGAUUACAACGUA